Messenger RNA from Gaeumannomyces tritici R3-111a-1, 1098 nucleotides. RefSeq lists its product as hypothetical. Bases 1 to 1053 code for a protein of 350 amino acids. NCBI's taxonomy places the organism in Eukaryota, Fungi, Ascomycota, Sordariomycetes, Magnaporthales, Magnaporthaceae. The transcript has 3 exons. The record is from RefSeq and is a predicted model, not a curated record.
AUGGAGUCUCAUGCAUGCCUUUACAGCGGCGACUUGUUCUUCGGCUUCUGCAGCGGCAACCUCGAACAUUCUGACCGGCUUUUCGAUCUCGACGGGGUCGGGUUUGCAAAGCCUCUAUGGGAGCACAGGGAAUUUUCGGAGGCGACGCUCAUGUCAGGCCACCAUGAUAAGUCUGGCCGACCUUCCAUGCCCACAAUGGGUCUCGAGCUCCCAAGCACUUUCUGCCAAGAUUUCGACCAAGAACUCUUCAACUACCUUUCGUCGGAGUCCGACGACCCCCCCGACGACAGCGAGCUCAACUAUGACGACUACUUUGAUCGGUCAACCAUUUCCGACAUCAAAUCACCUGAUCACGAGGAUAGCCACAUCACUCUUAAAGAUCCUCUCAUCAACUGGGACGGCACUGAAGCUGAAAUGCCCCCGGGACAAGCUCCGCCUACCCCGGGACAAGCUCUGCCUACCCCGCGACAGAGUCCUCAAAGUCCCAGCAUGUCCCCUCUUCGAGCCAUUUCGUCUCCCCGCGCGAGCCUGGACGUCGGGCCUCUGCCAGAGGCAGAAGUCAGCAGCGGUCCGGAUGGAGGGUUGGGAGGCAAUCAGAUUCCGCCUCAGAAGGUAUCGCGACCUGUACGCAGUCGUGUUGCUUCGGCUUCCAAAAUAACCCGUACCGGAAGGAUUCGGAAGAAAGAACCACCUAGUACGGUUUUAGCCAUUUUCGGGAGGAGGUGUGAAGACCCCGAUCGACUUGCCCGACUAAAUGAUCCACAGUUGAAAGGCACUGCUACCAGCGGGGUAGCGCCCAGGGGCGCACGUGGCCGCCUCCUCUCUACAUACACUGUACGACGGGAGUUAAAAGCCCUUCCCCACUGUUUGGCCUUGUCCCCUUUUGGAAGAGGGGCCAAGAAUCAGCAUCAGCGACUGCAGCACUGCCUUCUGAAUACAAGCCUUAUUGGUCCUGUGGGCCUGGCCGCACCUCCUAAACUGCCUGUCGCUUGUCCCAUAAUAUCCUUCUUAAAUGAGAAUAUCAAUGUUUUCAGCUUGAAAAGGACGGGAUAGAGGGCAGGCAGAGCUCAGUGUUGUGUAUGGCAAUGUAAAAGAUCC